CUUAGGUCGAGGUAAUGAACUACCUUGUCGGAAAAGGAAAAUAUCUUGUUUAUCCUUACGUAUGACAUACGUAGAAUUGCUAGUCAGGUUGUAACGCAGGAGAAUACAAACAUGAAGAAAAUGGCGCGCGCAUCAAUUGCCUCUCGGCCAUCAACUCCUGUGGCGCGGUGGCGUGCGACCUGUGCGCGUUGGCGGGCGGGGCAUUGUUUGUUUUGCGGUUUACUUGGGGCCGCUUGCAGUUCCUACGCACUUGGGGGGCACUACUGGUCUCCAGGCCGGCCGCGUGGCCGAUCGCGUUCUCGUUCAUGUUUAUCUAUGCGAACUGGCGACGCCCGGCAAGCACGGCGCCGCUCUCCGACGGUGGCGGCCCGCAAUACUAGCACCACUGGCAGAAGAACCAGACAGGCAGCCCGGCGCCUGCCAGAGUUCCUGUUGCGAAACGCGUAG
Molecule: messenger RNA, 447 nt
Organism: Amoebophrya sp. A120
Lineage: Eukaryota; Dinophyceae; Syndiniales; Amoebophryaceae
Source: the annotation of a GenBank genome assembly